CUGCUUUUUAACAAACAUAUUUGUGUUAGUUCAGUGGACGUUCAUGUGUUCAUUAUUAUUUUUGUUCAAGUAGAACGAGUAGCCUUAUCGUAAACGUUGUUAGCGAGGGAAAUCCAGCCCACAUAUUUAUUGCAGCCGCUGAAAAAAAUCUCUUCAAUAUCCCCAAGAUGGCCGCCGAUGUGGGAUCGAUGUUUCAAUAUUGGAAGAAAUUUAAUCUACGGCGGCUUCAGAGGGAGCUAAACUCAAUAGCGUCUGAGCUGGCGGGGCGACAGGAAGAGAGCGAGCACUCCCACAAGCACCUGGUGGAGCUGAGCCGGGAGUUCAAGAGAAAUGUUCCGGAGGAAGUCCGGGAGAUGGUGGCUCCUGUCCUCAAGUCUUUCCAAGCUCAGGUGGUCGCUCUGAACAAGCGCAGUAAGGAGGCAGAGUCGGCAUUCCUGGGAAUCUACAAGCAGCUUAUCGAAGCCCCUGACCCAGUUCCCGUUCUUGAGGCCACACACACCCUGGAGGAGAGGCUGCAGCAGCUGCAGAGUUCGGCCCCAAACAGCGAGGCCCUGGUCAGGGAGAUCAGCGGGCACUGGAAGAGACACCUGGAGUGCCUUGACAAGCCAGGAGACACAGAGGAGGACCCAGCAGCAGCAGAGUCAGAACCUGGGGAGGCAUCGAGCUGGACAGCUGGUGUGAUGACUCCAAACAGCAAACAGGCCCUCAGAGUCACAGGCUCACCUCAGCAGAACCACCAGGGCCAGAACCAGACAGAAGGGGAAGCCGAAGACACAGAUGCCACUCUGGCCGACAGACUGGGUGAGGCCGAGGAGAGGAUCAAAGUGCUGCAUUCAUCUCUGAGCACAGCCCAGACUGAUCUUCUGGACCUGCGGUGUAAAUACGACCAGGAGAAGGCCAACAAGGCAGAGGAGGUCGGUGUGAUCAUGAUGAAUCUUGAGAAGGCAAACCAGAAAGCAGAAAUGGCCCAGAGGGAGGUGGAGAGGCUAAAGGAACAACUGGCCAGUCCUCGGAGCGCCACCCCAGGGAGCUGCCAUCCACCAGAGGGCACUAGUGGGGAGAGGGGUGAUGUGUUGCCAUCCAAGCUGGAGGCUAAGCUGAUGGCUAAAGACCGAGAGAUCCUCAGGCUACUGGAAAACGUACAGAGACUACAGUUCGCACUACAGGAAGUCCAAAACAUCUCAGCCAAUCAGAUCAUUGAGCUGGAAAGUCAGCUGACCUAUAAGACAGAAGCUAUUGAGAGAUUAGAAGCUAAACUGCAAUCCCAGUUGGACUAUGAAGAGAUUAAAACAGAACUCCGUAUCUUGAAGGUAAUGAAGCUGGCCUCAACGAAUGGUAGCUCGUCCCAGGACACUGCAGAGGCUUUUUUGCGGGACAAAGAGGCCUUUCUUCCCUCUCCCAAGUACCUGAUGGAUAAGGCCAGAAUCUUACACAACAAUGAUGAGGACCGAUCGGAGGAGUCAGGCAGGGAGUCAGACAGGGAGUGGGGCAGGCCCUCAGGGUCCUUCUCCUCAGUCUCCCAAGUGGAUGAGCGUACCUCUGCCAGCCCUGGACCCCCCACAAUGGACGUCUCCUCCUCUAGCCACGACCUCCCCCGCCCCUUCUCUGUGUCCCCCUGCUCAAGGGACAGGCUGUCUGCGGACCACGUCGUCCACAAGCAGCUCCUCUCCUCCCCACUCUUUAAGAAGGAAUCCGGCAGCCCCCUCAUGGCCUUUCCCACCGCCCUGUAUGCAGCCAAAGUCACCCUAAUGUCAGCCAAUCAGGGACCUGCAGGGGCCGGCGGCAUCGAGGCCGGCCUGCCCAGUGACCAAUCGGAAAGCGGGAGCUCCACUGCGGGUGAUGACGACCAGUUAGAGACAGCAGAGAUUGCCUUCCAGGUCAAAGAGCAGCUGCUGAAGCACAACAUUGGCCAGCGUGUGUUUGGUCACUAUGUGCUGGGCCUAUCACAGGGCUCGGUCAGUGAGAUACUGGCCCGACCCAAGCCCUGGAGGAAGCUGACAGUGAAAGGCAAGGAGCCCUUCAUCAAGAUGAAACAGUUCCUGUCUGACGAUCAGAACAUCUUGGCCCUCAGGACCAUCCAGGUCCGACAGAGAGGGAGCAUCACUCCUCGCAUCCGAACUCCUGAAACUGGGUCAGACGACGCCAUCAAAAAUAUCUUGGAGCAGGCCAAGAAGGAGAUCCAGUCCCAGAGAGGAGGUGUGUCUGGAACAGGUUAUGCAUCUACUCUUUAUUCAACUGUGCUAGGUGACAUUAAGUCGUCCCUGGGCAGCCCCUCCGGCUUGAGCAGUAAUGGGGCAGGCGGCAGCUCAGACGACACCAUCAAGAACAUCCUGGAGCAGGCCAGGAGGGAGAUGCAGGCGCAGCAGCAGGCCCUGAUGGAGAUGGAUGUCUGUGGCAGGGCCUCUGCCACCAGCGCUGGGCCCCAGGUGGAGCGCCUGGGGCUCCCUGAGCCUUCCAAGGUCCUGCCUUUACCCACCUUCAUCAAACAGGAGGAGGGGGGCACUGUGACCGUGUGCAUGGCCAACCCCAUCAGCAGCCCCCAGACCCCCCACAGUGUCCUCUCCCCCGCCGCCUUUGUCCAGAACAUCAUCCGUAAAGUCAAGUCGGAGAUCGGUGAGGCGGGGACUUACUUCGACCAGCACUGGUCUGUGGAGCGGGGGCCCAUAGGCAUGGUAGGUGGCGUAGGGGGCGGCAGCUCUCGGCCCUUCACCUCAGUGUCUCCCUCCCUGUCUUCCUCCUCGUCUUCGGGCCCCUCGGCCCUGCCCCGGCCCUGGCCCCGGCUGGAGAACGGAGAGUGUCUGCCCAACAGUGAGGAGGCAUCUGCAGCCGAGGAGGACACUGGCUCGGGGAUGGUACGGUCUGUGGAAGUAAAAGUGGAGUCGGACGUGUCAGUGAGUGGGGAGUCACCCGGCCCUGGUCGUGGCCUGUCCUAUUACCCAUCAUACCUCCCCCGCACCCUGAAGCCCACCGUGCCGCCGCUGACGCCGGAGCAGUAUGAGAUGUACAUGUACCAUGAGGUGGACACCAUCGAACUCACCCGGCAGGUCAAAGAGAAGCUGGCUAAGAACGGCAUCUGUCAGAGGAUCUUUGGUGAAAAGGUGCUGGGUCUGUCUCAGGGCAGUGUGAGUGACAUGCUGUCUCGGCCCAAACCCUGGAGCAAGCUGACCCAGAAAGGCAGGGAACCCUUCAUCCGCAUGCAGCUGUGGCUGCUGGACCAGCUGGGCCAAGCACUCACCCAGCUUCCCAGCCAAAGCCUCUCUCGAGAUAAAAGCCCAGUGACGGCCCAGUCGUCGCCCUCCCCACCCCCCAGCCCAGAGGAGAGCCACCCCAGCCCAUUGGUGGAGCCCGUCAGCCAUACCCUGGAGAGCAGCAAAGAGAACCAGCAGCCUGAUGGCCUGGGCCUAAUGCCCCCCCACCCAGAAGGAGGGAAAUCCACCCCCAGUCUGCUGUCCCUCCACCAGCCCCACACCCCCCUGGGCAUCCAGGAGCUGGUGGCAAUGUCCCCAGAGCUGGACACAUACGCCAUCACCAAGAAGGUCAAGGAGGUGCUAACAGACAACAACCUAGGCCAGCGGCUGUUUGGGGAGAGUAUACUGGGCCUCACCCAGGGCUCAGUGUCAGACCUGCUCUCCAGGCCCAAGCCCUGGCACAAACUCAGCCUCAAAGGCAGGGAGCCUUUCGUCCGCAUGCAACUGUGGCUCAACGACCCACACAACGUGGACAAGCUGAGGGACAUGAAGAAGAUGGAGAAGAAAGCCUACCUGAAGAGGCGGUAUGGGCUGCUGAGUACCGGCUCAGACAGUGACUCUCCCAGUGCCCGCUCUGAGUGUGUGAGCCCAGCUCUGGCCUCAAUAGACCUGUGUCCCUACAGUCAGGUGAAGAAGCCCAGGGUGGUGCUGGGGGCUGAGGAGAAGGAGGCUCUGAGGAAGGCCUACCUCCUGGAGCCAUACCCCUCCCAGCACACCAUUGAGAUGCUGGCCUGCCAGCUCAACCUCAAAACCAAUACCGUCAUCAACUGGUUCCACAACUACAGCAGGUCCAGGAUGCGACGGGAGGUCCUCAUGGAGGGUCUCCAGGACAACGACACAGACACAGAACACCACAGCUACUCUCCCUCGGCCAUACAGAGCCCCAUCUCAGAUGGAGAUGAGAGGAGGCUGCUGCACCCCGCUGGAUGCACCCCCCACCCCAUCCGCCCCCUCAGCGCCAACACACCACUGCCUCAUGUCAAACAGGAGGCCAGUGAGCGGGAGGACGAGGGAGAGGAGGAGGAGAGGAACGGCUACAUCAAACAGCCUAAGAUCCAGUGUUUCUCUAUGGGUGUCCAGUUCCCUCAGUUGAAAACGGAGCAUGAGGACCUGAUGGGUGGCUGCCGAGAGCUCCACCUGGCUCCACACUAUCCUCAGAGCAUAAGGCAGGAAGAGGGUAUGAGCAGCCAGGCUCAGGGGCUCUUCCAGGAGGCGCUCUCCCUCGAUGGUCCCCAGAGAACCAGCCAUUCCAGGCACGAGGUUGACGACUCCAGCAAGUCUCCCGUGGACCCGGUCAGAUUCAAGGCCUCGUCUGAGCCCUCCCGCAGCAGCCUGGAGGUCUCUCUCAACUCCCCCUCCGCUGCCUCCUCGCCCGGCCUCAUGAUGUCCGUCUCCCCUGUCUCAUCUUCCUCUGCACCCAUCUCCCCAUCCCUGCCCAACCCACCCACGACAAGCACCAACCACAGCCUGGACCCUAACCCCAUGCCUCCCAUCCAGAGCCCCAAGCCCAACAGGAGCGUUCAGAGACGUACCGAGAAAAUUGCCAACCUCAACAACAUCAUCCACAGGCUGGAGAGAGCGGCUAACCGAGAGGAGACCCUGGAGUGGGAGUUUUAGGCCCCUCCCUUCCUCCACAUUUCCUCAGUCCUGCUGAUUCACACCAGACAUGGGAGACUCUCAAAGAGAAGCUUCAGGAACACAUGAAGUGGAGCCUGGCUCCUGAAGGCCUGUCCUCCCUGUCCUCCCAUACUGAAUAAAUACCCUGUAGGACACCAGGGGAAACCAGAGCUAAACUUACAGACAAAUUCCCUUAGAGGGCUUUUAGAAAAUAAAAAAUAUUUAUAAAUGUGUUUUAGUUUUUUUGAUAAUGGAUACUACUUUGAAAUAUAUGUAACAGCACUAGCUGUUGUUUUACCUAAUGGACUCUGACGUGAAGACUUUUGCAGCUAUGGUGUCAUGAAAUGUACACUGAAGUUGUGUAGAUUGCCACUGGGUGAGAUUAAAAAAGACUCUGUCUUAAGCCAUCAAAAGCACUAUAAUUAUAUAAAAAGAGACAAUGACCAAAUUUGCUAAUUUUUUAAUAGCAAUUUUUCCGAUUUUGUCUGUAAAACGGGACAGUUUAAGUCAAGUAACGUGAAAUUGUACUACUGACUAAGGGAUAGUCCUUUAAGACUCUAAAUAUUCAACAUCUCCUAUGUACUUAGUUUCUUGGUGAUAUGUUUUGAAACAUAAAGUGUGGUUGUACAUGUUGUAGAAUUGUCUGCAAUAGCCUUCUGAACCAGAUGUAUCAUGGUAUUCAACUGACCCUGUUAUCUUCUAUAGUUAGUCACCUGUGAUAUACUGGAGCAAACAUUUGUGAAAAGAAAUCUGAAAAAUAAGAAAAAAAGGAAAUGUAAAUUCUAAUGAGUAGAAUCUUUUUUUGUCGUUAUAUAAUCCUGGAGGUUUACAGUUUUGAACCCUUGUGCACUUGUCAGUAAGUGAAACUCACUACACAUGAGCACAGUUUACAUGAUUUAUUUCAGACUUACCUCUAUGAUCCUUUAACCUCUAUGAUCCUCCGACCGUUUGAAUAAAUUGAUUAAGAUAUGUUUGAAUUAUGUCUCAGACAGCAAUGGAACCUGAGAAUCUAUUAGUGAGGAGUCACAGGCAAAUAUUGACAUUAUUUAAUACCACAUUGAGAACGCCUGCUCUUGGAUAACAAAAGACUUCAUCCUCCUUUUCUCGCUUGAUCCAUUGUCCUUCUGUCCUCUCACGGGCUCUCAUGCUGUUCCUCCUGCAGUCGUGUUUAUUGUGCCCUUCCAGAGAGGUAACGCAUUACUCCCUCAGUUGAAAUACACUACAUAACCAAAAGUAUGUGGACACCUGCUCAUAGAACAUCUCUUUCCAAAAUCAUGUGCAUUAAUAUGGAGUUGGUCCCCCUUUGCUGCUAUAACAGCAUCCACUCUUCUGGGAAGGCUUUUCACUAGAUGUUGGAACAUUGCUGCGGGGACUUGCUUCCCAUUCAGCUAAAAGAGCAUGAGGUCGGGCACUGAUGUUGGGCGAUUAGGCCUGGCUCGCAGUCAGCGUUCCAAUUUAUCCCAAAGGUGUUCAAUGAGGUGGAGGUCAGAGCUCUGUGCAGGCCAGUCAAGUUCUUCCACACCAAUCUCGACAAACCAUUUCUGUAUGGACCUCGCUCUAUGCACAGGGGCAUUGUCAUGCUGAAACAGGAAAGGGCCUUCCCCAAACUGUUGCCACAAAGUUGGAAGCACACAAUUGUCUAGAAUGUCGUUGUAUGCUGUAGCGUUAAGAUUUCCGGGCCUAGCCAGAACUAUGAAAACAGCCCCAGACCAUUAUUCCUCCUCCACCAAACUUUACAGUGGGCACUAUGCAUUCGGGUAUGUAGCAUUCUCCUGGCAUCCGCCAAACCUAGAUUCGUCCGUCGGACUGCCAGAUGGUGAAGUGUGGUUCAUCACUCCAGAGAAUGUGUUUCCACUGCUCCAGAGUCCAAUGGUGGCAAGCUUUUGAACUCUCCAGCCAACACUUGGCAUUGCAAAUGGUGAUCUUAGGCUUGUGUGCGGUUGCUCGGCCAUGGAAACCCAUUACAUGAAGCUCCCGACGAACAGUUCUUGUGCUGAUAUUGCUUCCAGAGGCAGUUUGGAACUCGGAAGUGAGUGUUGCAACCCGAAGACAGACAAUUUUAACAUGCUUCAGCACUCGCCGGUCCUGUUCUGUGAGCUUGUGUGACCUACCACUUCGCAGCGUUGUUGCUCCUAGACGUUUCCACUUCACAAUAACAGCACUUACAGUUGACCGAGGCAGCUCUAGCGGGGCAGAAAUUUGACAAACUGACCUGUUGGAAAGGUGGUAUCCUAUAACAGGUCCACAUUGAAAGUCACUGAGUUCUUCAGUAAAGCCAUUCUACUGCCAAUGUGUGUCUAUGGAGAUUGCAUGGUGGUGUGCUCAAUUUUAUAUGCCUGUCAUCAAUGGGUGUGGCUAAAAUAGCCAAAUCCACUAAUUUGAAGGGGAAUCCACAUACUUUUGUAAAUAUACUGUAUUGUAUCUGUGCACUUGUGAGUGCAAGGGAAAUUGACUGUUAGAUAAAUGAGUGCCCGAGAAUGUAAUGUUUACUUUAGCUCUGGUUUAGGCUUACUGUGUGCUACACCUAGCGUUUAGUUCAGUGGGCUAACACAGUCUUGAGUCAUUCAAACAUCUCUGGUUUGAUUCCUUUAUGAUAACAUACUGUAGAAAGACACAAUACCCUAUAGAGCACCAACAAGUUUCUCUCUUGUUCUACCUCUAUCUGACUGGAAUAAGAAUCUGUAAGCAUGGGUUAUUAUUUAUUAUUAUGGAUACAAGUCCUGAUGGAAAGAACAUGAUACAAUAUGACCUCAUCAAAAUUCUACUACGUUGAAUUCGGUUUGAAAGUACAUUCUAUGACACAAAAUCAAAAUCAAUUAUUUCAUAUUAUGCUUGCUGCUGGCCACUACUGUAUUGUGUCUGUAAUAUGAGUUUUGUCAUGCUUGCAGUUUGCUAAUAUCUUCUAUAUUUUGCUUCUGUUUGGUACUCUGAACGAUUUUAAUAGAUAUUCAAUACCUUGUGUAUGAACUACUUACAGCACUUAGAUAUUAAUAAUUGUGAGGACUCAUGAAAAGUUCCAAUAUCGAAAUGAUCCUAACUUUUAGUGUCCACAAGUCUUUGCCUUUACUGUAUUGUUCAAUUUGGUAGUAAACACUUGCACAUGUCUUACUAGUUCAGAGGAUUUGGAUUGUAUGUAUAGAUAUAUAAAUAUUACACAUUUACUGAAAAUGAUAUCAUAUGUUCUUGAACAAAAUGUGCUGACUAUAUUGAAAUGGAGUGUAUAGAUCUAUUAACCAAUCCCAUAUGAGCCAGUUCUGGUCUGGCAAGCUUGCCCAUGAUUUCGACCUUCUCUCAGGGUAGUCUUGCUUCUUAAAGCUUUACUGAACCAGUCACUCUCAUCACUGGUCAAUACAAUAAUGAAUUAAUAUAAUAUCAGAAGUAAACAGAAGACAGGACGGUUCUUCUGCCAUAUGUUAUAUGGGAUUAUGGAAGUUUUAACUAUGGGAAUGCACAUGGAAAACUAGUGGUUGGUUUUUGAGAACAAUGGCAGACUAUUUUGUAAUCCGUUGGUGACAAUGUUCAGAAGUAGGUCAUUUAAUCGAAUGGUUUUUGUGAAGCAAACGGGGAGAGGAAUAAUUAUAAUAUUGCUGACACCCUGACAGAAUUGACUCUUCCAUACUUGCUGAGCAGAUAAAGUAUAUGUGCUUGACAUUAUAUACCUCUAAGGAUGAAAUAGGGGAAUUUGGAAAUCCCAUAUUAAACUAUGACGAACUUUCCUUUGUUUUAACACCUAAUUUUCUGUCUCAGUGAUACUGUAUAUGGGAGUACUUAGAAGUAACUUUUCUUGUCCGAGAUAUCAUUGUCUUACAGAGAAAAAUGUACUACACUGAACAAAAAUAUAAACACAACAUGUAAAGUGUUGGUCCCAUGUUUCAUGAGCUGAAAUAAAAGAUCACAGAAAUGUUCCAUACGCACAAAAAGCUUAUUUCUCUCAAACGUUGUGCACAAAUCAUUUGUACAUCCCUAUUAGUGAGCAUCUCUCCUUUACCAAGAUAAUCCAUCCACCUGACAGGUGUGGCAUAUCAAGAAAAACUGAUUAAACAGCAUGAUCAUUACACAGGUGCACCUUGUGCUGGGGACAAUUAAAGUUCACUCUAAAAUGUGCGGUUUUGUCACACAACACAAUGCCAUAGAUGUCUCAAGUUUUGAGGGAGCUUUCAAUUGACAUGCUGACUGCAGGAAUGCCCACCAUAAGCCGCAUCCAACAUCGUUUUAGAGAAUUUGUCAGCACGUCCAACCGGCCUUACAACCGCAGACCACGUGUAUGGCGUCAUGUGGACGAGCGGUUUGCUGAUGUCAACGUUGUGAACAGAGUGCCCCAUGGUGGCGGUGGGGUUAUGGUAUGACCAGGCAUAAGCUACAGACAAUGAACACAAUGACAUUUAUUGAUGGCAAUUUUGAUGCACAUAUAUACCGUGAUGAGAUCCUGAGGCCCAUUUCUUUUAAGGUAUCUGUGACCAACAAAUGCAUAUCUGUAUUCCCAGUCAAGUGAAAUCCAUAGAUUAGGGCCUAAUGAAUUUAUUUAAAUUGACUGAUUUCCUCAUAUGAACUGUAACUCAGUAAAAUACUUGAAAUUGUUGCAUGUUGCGUUUAUAUUUCUGUCCAGUAUAAUAAAUGGAUGAAAAUUAA
Molecule: messenger RNA, 9494 nt
Organism: Oncorhynchus keta (chum salmon)
Lineage: Eukaryota; Metazoa; Chordata; Actinopteri; Salmoniformes; Salmonidae
Product: homeobox protein cut-like 2
Exons: 22
Coding region: 168-4865 (1565 amino acids)
Biological process (GO): regulation of DNA-templated transcription
Molecular function (GO): DNA binding; DNA-binding transcription factor activity, RNA polymerase II-specific
Source: RefSeq, a predicted model, not a curated record